GUUUUCUCCAAAGAAUUAGGUGUUUAAGUUUUCUGCUUAGAAGCUUAAAUAUAAAGCGUUUGGAUUUGCACUGAUGGAAUUAAAAUAGGUUCCAUGAUUCAAUUGCUUUGAACCAUAUAAAGUAGAAAGAAUUUUAUAGCGGAGGAAAAAGCACGAAAAUUCAAAAUAUCUUGUAUUUAUGGAAAUGAACUGUAUUUUCGUCAUACCAGUGCUUAGGAUUGAUGGAUUAGACGGAAAAUGUGCAAUCAUAACAUUAUUUUAACAUAAAUAAAUUUUAUCUGUAUCAAUCUCAUAACUGAAAUUAAUGUUAUCCGAUACGUAUCAUCUGGCCAAAACUGGACCUAAUUCUAUUAACUAUUAAGGAACUUUUCGACUGAUCUACUAUACAGCACAAAGCAUAAAAUCAAAGCUACGAUCUGAUACCACUUAGUAACAUUUCAAGCCCCAACCGUAUAUGGUUCAUUAUUGAGAAUUAUGUAGAAAGUUGAUCCCCAGAUUUUUACAUUCUUAAUAGAUAACAUAACAGUCUAGUGCAAACUUCAACAGGAGCUUUAAAUUUAGUCAUAUCCAUCUGUAAUGUGGGGCACGCACUUAAUUACCUUGCGCCAUUUAACUACAAGAACCUGCGGCCGGCGCUAGUCCGGCCAUUGACGUUCAGGCGACGGUGGUGCGAGGGCCGUGCUACGUGCUCAGUGACAGCGGAUGUGUUAGUCAGAUUUUGCUGCUUUGACUUCAGAUAUUUUAGAAUGAGGCCAUAUAUGAAGAAGGCCUCGAUAUUUGGACUUUAAUCUUGUCGCGUGAAGACGAGCAGCGAGUGAAGAAGAUGCGGGUAUUGGUCCUGGCGAGCGUGUUGGCUGCGAGCGCUGCUCAUCCAGGAGCAUGGAAGCCACCAACGCGGUACUCUCACUACAACAGGUCCCCAUACUUUGGAGCAGCAGCAGGAGCUUGGCAAUCCCCCGCCGGGUACUCUGAAUACAACCCAGCGCCUUAUUUUGGAGGAGCAGGAGGAGCUUGGCAAUCCCCCGCCGGAUACUCUGAAUACAACCUCGCGCCUUACUUUGGCAACGCAGGAACUUGGCAGCCAUACAAAGAGAAUUUUGAGUUCGACCGAUCGCCUUUGUUUGAAAGAGAGUUUGAUCCCUUCGCGGCGGAGUUCCCCUCCUGCCGAGGCUCCCGCCAGUCCCCCAUUAACUUAGACCCGUCCUCCUCUCCCGCGAGGGAGUUUGAGCCUUUCUUCUUCCUUCGAUAUCAACAAAUUCCUGACGCCGAAAGCAUCACGAACACUGGACAUUCAGUGGAAGUAAAACUCAUCAGUAGAAACCUGCCGGAAGUGUCAGGAGGCAACUUGGGUGCGACUUACAAGUUUGACCAAUACCACCUCCACUGGGGAGCGGAAGACUCCAGGGGCUCGGAGCACACCAUUGACAAUUUCAGGUUCCCCAUGGAGCUUCACUUGGUGCACCACAAUACAAAGUACGCCAGCUUUAAUGCUUCCUUGGAACACCGCGACGGCGUGGCGGUGCUGGGUGUGCUGUUCGUCAUCUCUGAAUUGGACAACCCGUUGCUGCAACCUCUGAUCGAUCACCUCAUGUCCAUCACUGAAGCUGGGCAAGAGGACAUUGCAGUCGAUCUUUACCCACUGGCGUCGUUAUUGCCUCGGGAUCUGUCCCGCUUCUACCGCUACCACGGAUCCCUCACGACUCCCAUGUGCAAUGAAGUCGUCACGUGGACCAUCUUCGACGAUUAUGUUCCGGUGUCCGAUGCACAGAUGGCGAGACUAAGAAGCCUGAUGGACACCGAGGGUGACCCUCUCCUUAACAACUUUAGGCCCAACCAGCUUCUCAACGGCAGGACGGUGUACCGCUCCUUCUUGUAUUGAGUCACUCAACCGCGCUACUCGUCAUAGUGGAAGUAGAACGAUUUCCUCCACUCAAUUACACUCCACGAAUUGUAUAUUAUCCAUUUUUAAUGAAAUAAUUGAAUACAAUUUUUUUUACCCGUCUUGAGUUCAUUUUUAUUUUUAAUGAUGACAGGAGAAAUCACAAAAAAAGUUCAAGCGUUGAACAGUUCAUAUUAUUGUUAAGGUUUGAGGUAAGACUUUUUUUAUCAUUGCCGGAUUUUAAAUAGAAACUAAUAAUUUAUAUUAUAUGAACUAGCAUGUUCGCAAUUAAUGAUUUAUCCGUAAUGUAUAAUAUAAUUUGAUUUUGAAGGCAUCCAAUUCAUGGCCCUUUCAACACUUCAACAAAUUAUUUCAACAAAUAUUAUGAUCUUAGAAGUAUUUUCAUUAUAAGAAUACGUAAGCAAGAUUUAGCUGAUUGGCUUAUGGUGAAAAGAAAGCAAAUAAAGAAGGCCUGAAAUUCCAAUAUUCCUCUCAGAAUCAUUUCCGUGUUGUGUUUAUGAUUAUGAAUGGGGUUGAUUAGGAUCGAAUUAAAAUGACUUGCCUGUUAAAACAAGUGAGAAAGUCUAUUCAUGAGCGGUAUCUAUUAAGGUGAAUUUCAUGGUCAAAAAGUAGUCUUGUCAAGUUAUUAAAUUUUCAUUUUACUACGGAUUGAGUUGCACGAGCAUACGCCUUGAUUUACUCGGGAAGUCAACCCGAGCUGAAGUUUAAUGAGACAAAUCGCCUUCCUCUUGGCUGCGAAAAUUGUCAUUUAGAAUUUGUCUGACGUCGAUAUCAUCGCUGUUAAUUUUAUAUGAUCAGGAAAAUACCGUGAGCAAGCAAAUUUAUAGACUUCAAAUAUUUGCAUUGUUUCUUGUUAUCACAAAACAUGUUAUCGAUUUGAAAAUUAUAGAAUUUAAAGUUUGUCAGAUCAUACUCUCUUAUUAUGACGUAGGUUAUCACAUAUAAGAGGGUAAUUUCGUCCCUGUUUGCUAAAUUUAACAUUUAAUAAGUUUGGCCAAAUUUAAUGCUGUCAAUGAAUUUUCAAAAAUUCAAUGCAAUUUAUUUUAUGUCUUGUCAGCAAAUUAUUUCACUGCGCGCAAAUGGUGAACAUAAUAUCAAGCUCAGAUUUCAUCCUACGAGAAGCCAUGUACGUUACGAGUGAACUGAAGUCAUUUAAAUCCUUCUUUUGCAAAAUAAGAAAUACGAUGAGAUAAAUAAUACCAGAAAUGUAAGUGACUUUCCUAAAAUAAAUGAUAGAUUAUAGGUAGGAUUGCGAAAGAAUGAUUCAAGGAAUUAUUACUCUUGGCAUAAAGUUUAUUUAUUGUUUCUCGUAAGUUUCUGAUUUUUAAAUUAUACAAUAUCAUAUACCAAUAAUACAAAGUGAUUUCAUUACA
This is a messenger RNA of Hyalella azteca, 3273 nucleotides long. Its product is annotated as carbonic anhydrase-like. The record is from RefSeq and is a predicted model, not a curated record. Gene Ontology annotation, cellular component: plasma membrane. NCBI's taxonomy places the organism in Eukaryota, Metazoa, Arthropoda, Malacostraca, Amphipoda, Hyalellidae. The coding region runs from base 824 to 1879 and encodes 351 amino acids. The transcript has 13 exons. Gene Ontology annotation, molecular function: zinc ion binding; carbonate dehydratase activity.